Messenger RNA from Pediculus humanus corporis (human body louse), 1992 nucleotides. RefSeq names its product tryptophan transporter, putative. Gene Ontology annotation, biological process: sodium ion transmembrane transport. The record is from RefSeq and is a predicted model, not a curated record. Bases 1 to 1992 code for a protein of 663 amino acids. Gene Ontology annotation, cellular component: membrane. The transcript is spliced from 11 exons. Lineage: Eukaryota; Metazoa; Arthropoda; Insecta; Psocodea; Pediculidae.
AUGGCGACAAACGUAUAUAAUUAUUGGAGCGAAGGUAAAAAAAAAUCAACGGAUUCUCUACAAGAAUAUCCGGGAAAGAAUAAAAAGAAAAUUUUUGGAAAAAAAUGUAAAAACAAAUUAGAAUCUAAAUUUGGAAAACGUACAACGCAUCGUGAUAAUAACGAGUAUGACGAUGAUGACGUCAUGACGGUUUCGACAGAGGAAAAAAAGAAGGAAACGGGAACGAGUUUAAAUGAUGAAGUCGAAAGAGGUGGUUGGGGUAACAAAUUAGAUUUUCUAUUUUCUUGCAUAAGCGUAUCCGUCGGUUUGGGAAACGUUUGGAGAUUUCCUUAUUUGUGCUACAAAAAUGGCGGAGGUGCGUUUCUCGUUACCUAUGCCAUAGCAAUGCUUUUUUGCGGUAUACCCAUUUUCUUUCAAGAAGUUGCCAUUGGUCAAUAUUUGGGUGCCGGAGGUAUGACACUCGUUGGCGAAUUGGUACCCAUUUUACAAGGGGUCGGUUACGCCACCAUGACCAUUGUUUUUUUUUUGGAUAUUUAUUAUUGCGUCAUUAUUGCUUGGACGCUUUUUUAUCUCAUCAGUUCGUUUGUCGUUUUGCCCGGACUUCCUUGGCAAGAUUGCGACAAUUGGUGGAACACGGAGACAUGUUUUGCACCUGGAAUGGAUCCGUAUGUUGUGCAUAAUAGAACAAAUCAUACAACCACUCCGGUUGAAGAGUUUUGGGAUAAAAGAGUACUCCAGGUAACGAGUGGUAUUCAUGAUUUAGGUAAUAUGCAAUGGGAAUUAUUAGGUUGUCUUUUAGGAGGUUGGAUAUUAGUUUAUUUAAUUAUACGUCGAGGGAUUCAUCAAAGUGGAAAAAUUAUUUGGUUUACUGCCCUGUUUCCUUAUUUCAUUUUGUUCGUUUUAUUGAUACGUUCUGUGACGUUAGAAGGUGCGAAAGCCGGUUUGUUGUAUUACGUCACACCUAGAUGGGAAGAACUUUUAGGUUCGAGACCUUGGUUGGAUGGUGCAACGCAAAUAUUUUUCGCAUACAGCAUCGGAACGGGAGCAUUACCGGCAUUGGGGAGUUACAAUAAAUUUUAUCACAACUGCUACAAGGAUGCCAUAAUCACUUGCAUUGUCAAUACUUUGACUUGUCUCCUGGCUGGAUGCGUAACUUUUGCCAUACUCGGACACAUAGCCGUGGAACAAGAAACCGAAGUAUCGGAAGUCGUUAAAAGCGGUCCCGGUUUAGUUUUUUUAACGUAUCCUGAAGUUGUUCUUAAACUCCCCGGUGCUCCUGCUUGGGCGGCCAUAUUUUUUUCCAUGCUUGUGAUUUUAGGCAUCGACAGUGAAUUUUGCAUAGUCGAAUCUUUUAUAACUGGAAUCGUUGACAAUUGGUCGGAAAAUUUACGUCCACAUAGAAAUAAAAUAACGUUGGGUAUUUGCUUUUUAAUGUUUUUAUUAGGCAUACCUAUGGUCACGCAGGGCGGAGCAUACAUUUUCCAACUCAUGGAUUUUUAUUCGGCAAGCGGAAUGUGUUUGUUGUUUGUUUGUUUUUUUCAAACGAUUGCAAUUUCGUGGAUAUUCGGCGCGCAAAAAUUCAACGAUUGCAUUCAUCAAAUGAUGGGAAUACGUUUGAAUAAAUUUUGGAUAAUUUGCUGGAAAUAUUUAGCGCCUGGAAUAAUGGCGACCAUUUUUAUUUUUUACAUCGUUCAAUAUAAACCCGUGAGUUAUGGAAAAGAUUACGAGUAUCCGUGGUGGGCGCAAGAAAUCGGUUUCGCAAUGAGUUUUUCCUCAAUGAUUUGGAUACCCGUUUACGUUUUGUAUUAUAUAUUUUCUUCUCCGGGUUCCAUAAAAGAAAACAUAAAAAUGGGUUUAAAACCAAAAUUCAAAGCGAGAAUUCAAAAAGAUUUAACGACGAAUUAUGAUGAUGAUGAUAAUAAUUCGACGGUUGUUCCAUUAUCCGAAAGUUCAGCCGGUCUUAUUAAAAAUAAUUCAUUUAUGAGCAAUUAA